This is a messenger RNA of Aspergillus ibericus CBS 121593, 1551 nucleotides long. Its product is annotated as carboxylesterase. The record is from RefSeq and is a predicted model, not a curated record. Bases 1 to 1551 code for a protein of 516 amino acids. NCBI's taxonomy places the organism in Eukaryota, Fungi, Ascomycota, Eurotiomycetes, Eurotiales, Aspergillaceae. The transcript has 4 exons. Gene Ontology annotation, molecular function: carboxylic ester hydrolase activity.
AUGUUUUCCUUACGUGCCUGUGUACUCACGGCUCUAUUUGCCUCUAGGACUUUGGCCGCUCCCACAUCCCCAGCCACAAGAGAUACGAAUGGGGAAGGACUCCUUGUCCAGACUUCCAGCGGCCCUAUACAAGGCUUCUUCAACCAAACAGCCCCCAAUGUUCGACAGUUUCUUGGUGUCCCUUUUGCAGAGCCGCCAGUGGAUGAUCUCCGCUUCAGUAGUCCCGUAAAGAAGCAGCCCAAUGGGACGGUCAAUGCGUUGGCACUUCCUCCAUCUUGUAUCCAGCAGACCAGCAAUAGCUCCUCAAUAUACACCACCUAUGAGACUGGCUUUCUCAUCAGCGGAGGAGACUCAGAGGACUGCCUUUACUUGUCGAUCUGGGCUCCUCGUGUUGAGAGCAUUCAAUCGCAACAGCGUCCACUCCCAGUGUUGCUCUACAUCCCUGGAGGAGGUUUCACCAGUGGAGGGGAAGCUUCACUGUACAAGAUCCCCGACAAAUGGGUACAGAGAACACAGUCCCACAUCGUGGUGGUCAUGAAUUAUCGGGUGAAUGUCUUUGGCUUUCCAAACGCCGCAGGGCUGACUGAGCAGAAUGUCGGCUUCCUGGACCAAAGAUUGGCCGUCGAAUGGGUGGAGGACAACAUUGCAAACUUUGGCGGUGAUCCCGCGCGUAUCACCCUCUGGGGCCAGUCCGCUGGAGCAGGCAGUGUCACAGCCUACUCUUACGGAUAUCCCGAGAACCCGAUUGUCGCUGCUCUCAUAGCUGACUCAGGUGCUCCGGGUAUCAUUGACAACGAAGACUAUGCCCAUACGAAUUUCACUUUCUUGGCCGGGCUGGUCGGCUGCAGUGGACUCGACUCUACUGAAGAAAUCAGCUGCGUGCGGAAUGUAUCUGCGCGAACACUGCAAACUGCUCUCUCAACUUACUCAGGUUCACCCUCCAUCUCAUUCAAGCCCGCUGUUGACAACAUAACCGCCUUCGCCAACUGGACGGAGCGUGCAAUCGAAGGCAAGGUCGCCAGAAUCCCCCUACUAACCGGCAGCAACGCCAACGAAGGCGCCGGCUUCGUCUCAUUCACCCCAAACGGACCCGGCGAAGCCACCCUUUUUAACCUCACCGAGUCCAUCAUCGCCUGUCCGGUCGCCGAAGAAGUCAAGAACCGCAAUCUCGGCGGCCUCACCACAUACCGAUACCAAUACGCCGGCAACUUCUCCAACAUCUCACCACUAUCCUGGUUCGGCGCCUACCAUAGCUCCGAACUCCCUCUUUUAUUCGGUACUCACUACGAGUACGGCGGUCCAUCGACCCAGUAUGAAUGGGACGUCAGCUAUGCUAUGGAAGCAUUGUGGCUUUCGUUCGCUGAGGACCCUUCGCGCGGCCCAGUCCGACUUGCCAUCGGAGAUGCUGCGCCGAACCCAAAUAAUAGUAGUUAUUUCUCCUGGCCGGCGUUUGAGCAAGGAUCGUCAAAUAUGUUGCUUUUCGCCGAGGGGGAUACACUCAUGCAGCUGGUUGGGUCGGAGAGGAUUGAUGAUUAUUGUACUGGUCUCUGA